Messenger RNA from Penicillium argentinense, 2259 nucleotides. Its product is annotated as protein kinase COQ8. The coding region runs from base 1 to 2259 and encodes 752 amino acids. The transcript has a single exon. NCBI's taxonomy places the organism in Eukaryota, Fungi, Ascomycota, Eurotiomycetes, Eurotiales, Aspergillaceae. Gene Ontology annotation, biological process: ubiquinone biosynthetic process. Gene Ontology annotation, cellular component: extrinsic component of mitochondrial inner membrane. The record is from RefSeq and is a predicted model, not a curated record. Gene Ontology annotation, molecular function: kinase activity.
AUGUCCGGCAGGCGCCUGCUGGACGCCGUCCAGUUCCUCAACGUCUCCAAGACCAUCGCUCUCAAGCAUUUCGGCAUUCGCCAGCACCAGCUCGACGUCUACACCCGUACCUCCUCGCUCACCAAGGGCAUCAAAGCUCAGACCGAUGGGCUUAUCCUGACCGCACAAGCCGCGGCCGCUUUGGCGCGCCGCUUCGACGACUUCUCGCCACCAACUCCAGCCCCGACCACAUCGCCGACGCCCGACAGGCAUGCUGGCCCCCGGCCAACCCCUACAACAGCGACAACCACAAGCCCCGAUGUGACAGAGAAUGCCGAGGCCGCCCGCAAAUCGCAGCGACAGGCAGAGUUCCAGAUUCCGGCUUCUGCCGCUCAGUAUAGCGGCAAUGAAAAACCCGAUGCCCUGAACGUCAGCCAGCAACAGGAGGUCUUCUACGAACCCUCCCGGCAGAUCGAGCCCGAUCUAUCCGCUUUACCGCGUAUCAAGUUGCCCAAGGCGACAGGUUCAGUCCAAAAUAAUGUCGGCGAAGGUCUGAAUGCCGAUGUUUUUCAUUCCGCCGACGCCGACGGCGCGGUCGCCGGGCGCCCGGAAAAAUCGGCAUCGGCGGAGCUCCCAAAGGAGAUGAUGGAAGGAUUGUUUCACAGUCCCCGAGUCUCGCGUAUGCUUGCGGGAAAGCCGAAGCCGAAACGAGACUGGAUUCCGACUGAGAACAAGCCCGAAAAGUCGCAUGAUGGGGCUGACAAAAUUGCGGAGCCUGAGCUGCAGGCUAAUGAGAUCCCCGAAUUGAUGCGGGAGAUGGACGCAGCGGGUUACCGGACAACAUCCACACCUACCGAUGCAGUGCCUGAUGUCGUGCCGACCGAAGUUCCCACCGCCGAAGGGUUGGGCGAGAAGUUGGCCGACAAGACCGUGCCAUAUCAGAUGAUGGAGUCACGCGUGCCAUCCUCCCGGUUUGCCCGAAUGUGGCAAUAUGGCGGCCUCGCGACCUCCAUGGCUUUUGGCGCCGUGGGCGAGACCCUCCGCCGAGCAACCGGAAGCCAAGAUAAUGGUUCGAUUAUGUUUAGUGCAGGAAACAUGGAACGACUGGUAGCCAAGCUAUCCAAGAUGCGGGGCGCGGCGUUGAAGCUCGGCCAAAUGCUCAGUAUCCAAGAUUCCAACAUGCUCCCCGAACCCAUACAGCAGGUUCUCCAACGCGUCCAAGAUCGCGCGGAUUACAUGCCCGCUUCCCAGCGUGACAAGGUGUUGGCCGACAAUCUGGGUCCCAACUGGCGGGACUUGUUCUCCUCCUUCGACGAAAUCCCCAUCGCCGCUGCCUCGAUUGGACAAGUUCAUUCGGCGGUCCUGAAAUCGACUGGAAAACCUGUCGCCGUGAAAAUCCAAUACCCCGGCGUCGCAGACUCUAUUGACUCCGACCUGAACAACCUCUCCAUCCUUUUAACCGCUUCCCGCCUUUUGCCUAGGGGUCUCUACCUGGACAAGACGAUCGCCAACGCUCGGACGGAACUGGCUUGGGAAUGUGACUACAUUCGGGAAGCCGAGGCAGCAACACGUUUCCGCGACCUCCUCAAGGAUGACCCCGUCUUUGUGGUUCCAGAAAUCAUGACCGAAGCUUCCGGAAAGCAAGUUCUGACAAUGGAAAUGCUAGACGGAGUCGCCGUAACCAAGAUCUCAGAUUUCACCCAAUCCCAAAGAGACUGGAUUGGCACACAAAUCAUGCGCCUGUGUCUGCGCGAAAUUGCAGAAUUUAAGUACAUGCAAACAGACCCCAACUGGACCAACUUCUUAUAUAACGCCUCCACAAACCGACUGGAACUCCUCGACUUCGGCGCAUCUCGCGAAUAUCCAGACGAGUUCAUCUCUACAUACGUAUCGACUCUGAUCGCCGCCUCGCGAAACGAUCGACCGGCGUGCCAGAAGCUCUCUCAAAAAUUAGGGUACCUCACAGGCCACGAGUCAACGGCGAUGGCGGACGCACAUGUGUCUUCGCUGGUCACGAUCGCGGAGCCAUUCAUGUCCGAUUCGCCGGACGUGUACGACUUCCAGAAUCAAACGAUUACGGAUCGUGUGCGGGCCUUGAUUCCGCUAAUGAUUCGGGAACGUCUUGCGCCGCCGCCGGAGGAGACGUAUUCAUUGCACCGCAAGCUUAGCGGGGCUUUCUUGCUUUGUGCUAGAUUGGGAAGCCGAGUUCCUUGUAAGGAGUUGUUCAGGGAUAUUGUUGGCAAGUUGGAGAGAGAUCCAACUUCCAAUUUGGAGAAGUAG